AUGAAAUACAUUAAAAUGACAGAUAUAUUUGGUGUCUAAUAUAGAUAAUAGAUCUCUUUGGAUGAAAAAGUCUAGAAGUCUGCCUUAAGUGGAAUAUGUUCAUUAAUUGUACUAGGUGCCAGUUUCGGAUACUUCCUAUAUAUAAUGAAUCUAUGGUGGAGUUCCAAAAUCCUACCAAAUUCAACUAGUAUAAUGAAAGUUGAGAACUACUCUUAAAUUUUAUAUAAUGAAGAUGACCUAUUCGAAUUCAGUUAUUGGAAGUAUACUAAUGGGUAAAUUGACCCAUUUAGGUUGUAGCGUAACAUAUUAACACCUAUUGGAAUCUAUUUUAUUAAUGGUAUUCCACAGAAGCCUUUUUCUCUUUUAGAUGAAAAACCUACAAUCUCACCUUAUAAUACUAGUCUCUAAAGAGUUGAUAACCUAUCAUUAAUUCAAAAUAGUGGUUAUGAUACUACCUUGAAUUAGACUACCGAAUUGAUGAUCCUAAUUACUGCAUGUAAUUCCACUCUAUUAAAAAGCUAAUAUGAAUGUGCAUCUGAUUCUGAAAUUUAAGACUUCUUUGAAUAAUCUGUAAAUUAUAUCAGUUUCUGGUUGAAUUUAAAGUAGUACGAUCCCCAUUCAUAAAAGUUCUAGGUGGUGAAGAAACAGUAUUAUUUAACCCUUGACUCUCAAAUAUCUCAUUAGGGUUAAUUGAUUUUGACUUAAACAUAAGCAACUAUAGAUACUGGCAUUUUAUUUGGUAAUUAUGAAUAAAAAAGCUACAUCUACAAUGCGUAAUUGAUAACAAGUGCAACAAAUAUACAUUUUUUUUCGACAUUAUUAGUAGAGAGUGCAUAUCUAAGCUUGCUAAUAAGACUUGAUCCCAUAUCUAACGAUACAUAAAUAGUGUAUCCUAAACUAGGAGCAAUACUUGCUUAAGUGGGAUCAAUAAUGAGCAUAUUAAUGACUAUACAGUAUGUUCUGCGUUAUUACAAUGAACAAUUACUGGAUUCUGAUUUCAUCGAUAAGGUUUUGGGGUUCUACUUUUAGGAUUAUUCUGAAGUAAAACAAUCAAAAGAUUAAGCAGACUCUAAAAUAUGUAAAGAUUUGAUAGAAAAAGCUAAAAAGAAACUAGUUUAAAUAACGCAUCUAUGA
Paramecium tetraurelia is the source of this 1134-nucleotide messenger RNA. RefSeq lists its product as uncharacterized. Gene Ontology annotation, biological process: centrosome duplication. Gene Ontology annotation, molecular function: zinc ion binding. The transcript has a single exon. NCBI's taxonomy places the organism in Eukaryota, Ciliophora, Oligohymenophorea, Peniculida, Parameciidae. The record is from RefSeq and is a predicted model, not a curated record.